AUCAAAUAAACCAUGGUAGAGAAAUCAGACUAAUCAAAAGAACUGUUCCUUCUUCAACUCAUAAACGCAAGUUAUACUACAUGCUAGGAUUCUGUGCUGGACAUUUUUCUCCAGGAGACCUGCUUUGAAAGAAAUGAUUUAGAUUUGCAAACAGUAUGAACCUGAAAAUGCUUCCAGAUUUACGACCGGCAAUGUCAUUGUGGGAGGCGGAAGCUGAAUAACCCUACACAUGUUCGAAUUACAAUCACAAAAUGUCAGUGCCUUCCUCUACUCAUCUCAAUCUCACAGUAUUAUGUAGAGAAGGCCAGUUGAAGGAAGCGCUGUACAUUUUGCUCACUACAUACAAUCCCCCUGAAGACGACUCUACGUAUAUUCAGUUAUUGCAGACUUGCAUUCUCAAGAAUGCGCUUCCUCAAGGGAAAAAAGUCCACUCUUUCAUCGCUCACAGGCAAUUUACAUUUGCCACACGCAAAACUUUUCAGAAUAAGCUUAUGAACAUGUAUGUCAAGUGCCGGAGUUUGGUAGAUGCUCGUAAGGUGUUUGAUCGCAUGAAAGAACGAGACUGUUUCACAUGGAAUACGAUUCUUACAGCAUACCGAAGACAUGGGUUUCCUCAGGAGGCAGUCACACUGUUUCACCAAAUGCAACGAACAGGUCUCCAACCCGAUCAAUUCACAUUUGCCAACGUACUCCCAGCCUGUGCCAAAAUCGGAGCUUUGGAACAGGGUAUGGACAUCCACCAAAGCAUAAAGGAAAGAGGAAUUUCGUCAAACGUUCUAGUUUCAACUGCCCUGGUAGAUAUGUAUGCAAAAUGUGGAAGCAUAGACAAGGCACGUGAAGUCUUUGACAAUAUGCCUCAAAGAAAUGUAAUCUCAUGGAAUGCCAUGAUUGUAGGAUAUGCACGAAAUGGAUUUGUUGAACAUGCUUUAGAAACUUUCAAGCAAAUGCAAUUGGCAGGUGUAAAACCAGACUCCGCAACCUUUGCUAGCAUCCUUCCAGCCUGUGCCAAAAUGGGAGCUUUGGAACUGGGUAUGGACAUCCAUCAAAGCAUAACCGAAGAGCAAUGUGUGUCAGAUGUUGUUGUUGCAACUGCCCUACUCGACAUGUAUGCAAAAUGUGGAAGCAUGCACAAGGCACGUGAACUGUUUGACAAAAUGCUUAAAAGAGACGUGGUCUCAUGGAAUGUGAUGAUUGCAGGAUAUGCACAAAAUGGGUUUGCUCAAAAGGCCUUAGAAGUUUUUAAGCAAAUGCAACUGGCGGGUGUAAAGCCAGACACCAUAUCAUUUGUCAGCAUCCUCUCCGCCUGUGCUCAAAUGGGGGCUUUGAAACUCGGUACCGUCAUCCAUCAAAGCAUAAUUGAAAGUGGAUUUUUUUCAGUUAUUAUGGUUGGAAAUGCUCUCGUAGACAUGUAUACAAAAUGUGGAAGCAUAGACGAGGCACGUGAAUUAUUGGACAGAAUGCCUCAAAGAGAUGUCGUCUCAUGGAAUACCAUGAUUGCGGGAUAUACACUAAAUGGAUUUGUUAAUAAGGCUUUAGAAACUUUCAAGCAAAUGCAAUUUAUAGGUGUGAAGCCAGAUUCCACAACAUUUGCCAGCAUUCUUCCAGCAUGUGCCAAAAUGGGAGCUUUGGAACAGGGUAUGAGCAUCCAUCAAGGCAUAACGGAAGGGGGAUUUUUGUCAGAUGUAGUUGCGACUGCCCUGCUAGACAUGUACGCAAAAUGUGGAAGCAUGGACAAGGCCUGUGAAAUGUUUGAUAAAAUACUUCAAAGAGACGCAGUCUCAUGGAAUGCGAUGAUUGUAGGAUAUGCAAAAAAUGGAUUUGUUGAAAAGGCCUUUGAAACUUUUGAGCAAAUGCAACUGGCGAAUGUAAAGCCAGACUCCACAACCUUUGCCAGCAUCCUCUCUGCCUGCACACAAAUGGGAGCUCUGGAAUUGGGUACAGCCAUCCAUCAAACCAUAAUUGAAAAUAGAUUUUCUUCAAAUAUCAUAGUUGGAAAUGCACUGGUCGACAUGUAUGCAAAAUGUGGAAACGUGCACAAGGCAUCUGAACUAUUUGACAAUAUGCCUCAAAGAAAUGUGAUCUCAUGGACCACGAUGAUUGCAGGAUAUGCACAAAAUGGAUUAGUUGAAAAGGCUUUAGGAGCUUUUGAGCAAAUGCAAUUGGCAGGUGUAAAACCAAUUUCCACAACCUUUGCCAGUAUCCUUUCAGCCUGUGCCAAAAUGGGAGCUUUGGAGCAGGGUAUGGAUAUUCAUCAAAGCAUUAGGGAAGGGGGAUUUUUGUCGGAUGUUGUAGUUGCAAGUGCUCUGGUAGACAUGUAUGCAAAAUGUGGAAGCAUAGAAAAGGCACGUGAGCUGUUUGACAAAAUGCCUCUGAGAAAUGUGGUCUCAUGGAAUGCCAUGAUUGCAGGAUAUGCACAAAAUGGAUUUUCCAAGGAUGCUCUCAAAAUCUUUGAAUUAAUGAAGUACUCUGGGACACGUCCUGAUAUUGUAAGCUUUGCUUCUGUUCUAUUUGCGUGCAGCCAGGCAGGUUUAGUGGAUGAGGGCUGCACAUACUUUAAUCACAUGAGUAACCUUUAUUGCAUUAUACCUACAGCUAAUCAUUAUGUUUGCAUGGUUGACCUUCUUGCCCGUUCUGGCUAUCUCGAGGACACCCUAAAUUUUAUCAUUAAGAUGCCAAUUAAACCUGUGGCGAAUGUGUGGAUGAGUUUUCUUGGUGCUUGUAGAUCACAUAUGAAUACAGGCUUCGGAGUAUUUACAGCGACACUGCUUUUUGAUUUGGAUCCUGAAAAUACUGCGACUUAUGUUCUUCUCUCAAACAUCUAUGCAGAACUGGGCAGGUGGGAUGAAGUUCGAAUGGUAAGGACAUUGAUGAAAGAUAGAGGAGUUAAGAAGAUCCCUGGAUGUAGUUGGAUUGAAAGCCAUAAAAUGGUACAUGUUUUUUGUGUAGGAGACAGAUCACAUCCACAGACACAGGAGAUCUAUGCAACGUUAGAUAAAUUGGCUUGGGAAAUGAAGGCGGCAGGGUAUUUUCCAGAUUCAAGGCAUUCAAUUAAUGAUGUGGAAGAGGAGGAAAAAGGAUUAUUUCUCGGCCACCACAGUGAAAAGUUGGCAAUUGCAUUUGGGUUGUUAAACACACCCCCUGGAACAACUAUUAGAGUUGUAAAGAACCUUCGAGUAUGCGCUAAUUGUCACACUGCAAUUAAAUUAAUCUCCAAUAUUGUUACGAGAGAGAUUGUUGUGAGAGAUGCAAACCGUUUCCAUCAUUUUAAACAGGGACAAUGUUCUUGCAGAGAUUAUUGGUGAUGCUACAUGAAACAAUCUCAAAAUUAGGCUUGCACUGAACUAAGGUGCACCAUAUCAUUGUUAGGAAUACGGGACUAUCUCUCCGACUUUGUCUGAUUCUGUAAAGGAAAUAAUGCACAAUGGAAUUUCCAGACACCCGAUUCAAUCACCAUUACUAUUGAGUUAUGACUACAUGAUGGAUGAUCAAUUGGGGAGAGACUUAAUGUCGAGUUGGAGCAGGUGCAAACUAUGUGUAGAAGAAUUGAAAACAAGGUGAUAAAUGUUCGAUUGUCAAAAGUUUCCUUAGAGGGAGUGCUGGAGAGCAAUGUCGAGAAUCUAGAGGAGUUAAUUGAUUAAAAUCACAAAAUCGUUUCGUCGUCCGUGAGGCCUGAGUUUUAUGUGGGGAUUUUGUCUUUUGUUGACAAGGACCAACUCGAGCUUGGCUGUGCAAUUCUCACCGCAAAUAAGGCUCUUUCUGUCGUUGGUCUUCUGCAAGAUGAGGUAGCUCUCAUGGUGUUUAAGGAAGAUGACAGUCUUUUAGUUUUUCUAUUAUGGGAGCAGAAGAGUAGGAGACUAUGAGGAAGGAGUGUAUUUUGCACCUGCAGACGGUGGUGUUCCUUAUUAUGGAUUACCGGGUGAAGUAGUUCGAGAAGAUUUUUUAACUCUAAUUUGAAUUGGAGAUGACUCAUUUGGAGUGUGCUGGAACAAAGUCUGGCGAAAUUGAAAUUUUCUCAAGGUCUGGUGCAAAUGUAAGAUUUGGAACGGAAAUGCAGACAGUGCAUGGCUGUGCCAGUUGGACUUCAUGGGGGAGAUUGUUGGGAAUAUGAAGCCCAACAGUCACAUGAUCAUUCGUCUUCUCCAGACUAUUCGUUUCAUGGCUGAACAUGUUUAUAAAUGGCUGUGUGCAGCCCAUGUAUGAUGUACUGUGAGAUUGGAUAUUGAUUAAUAUAAGUUAUCCCUGCUUGAGAGUG
This is a messenger RNA of Cryptomeria japonica (Japanese cedar), 4252 nucleotides long. Its product is annotated as pentatricopeptide repeat-containing protein At3g24000, mitochondrial-like. The coding region runs from base 252 to 3302 and encodes 1016 amino acids. The transcript has a single exon. The record is from RefSeq and is a predicted model, not a curated record. NCBI's taxonomy places the organism in Eukaryota, Viridiplantae, Streptophyta, Pinopsida, Cupressales, Cupressaceae. Gene Ontology annotation, molecular function: RNA binding; protein binding; zinc ion binding. Gene Ontology annotation, cellular component: intracellular membrane-bounded organelle. Gene Ontology annotation, biological process: RNA modification.